This is a messenger RNA of Salvelinus namaycush (lake trout), 1225 nucleotides long. Its product is annotated as mediator of RNA polymerase II transcription subunit 18-like. Gene Ontology annotation, biological process: regulation of transcription by RNA polymerase II; termination of RNA polymerase II transcription. The transcript has 3 exons. Gene Ontology annotation, molecular function: transcription coregulator activity. The record is from RefSeq and is a predicted model, not a curated record. Gene Ontology annotation, cellular component: core mediator complex; mediator complex. NCBI's taxonomy places the organism in Eukaryota, Metazoa, Chordata, Actinopteri, Salmoniformes, Salmonidae. The coding region runs from base 272 to 898 and encodes 208 amino acids.
CUGGGUGAGAAGUAUGAUAGCUAGCUAGCUAUUCCUCCCCCAUCACACGGGCUCAACUCUAGCCAAUCUGUCACUGUGAACGUUGAAAACUUUUAUUUGUACCUGCCUAGCAACGUAGCUAGCUAGUUUCAAUGUAACUAUGAGCUAACGUUAGCUAGGUCGCAAGUUAGCUUGAAUUGCUGCAGUGGCAGUUUGGGAAGGAAGAAGCAGGUACUCGGCAGUCCAAGCCGCCAAACACAAGCUCUAGCGACCUGUCUGACACUGACGAGUGAUGGAGGCCCCACCAGUCUCAGUGCUGCCCAUCACGGGGGGCACAAUUAGCAUGAUGGAGUACCUGCUGCAAGGCAGCGUCUUGGACCAGGCCCUCGAAAGCCUAUUGCACCGCCUCCGGGGCCUUUGUGACAACAUGGAACCCGAGACGUUUGCUGACCAUGAGCUGGUCUACCUCCUGAAGGGCCAGCAGGGCAACCCGUUCCUGUUGCGAGCCCGCCGCUCCCUCUCCCACCCCACAGUGCCCUGGCACCUGCGCUACCUGGGCCAGCCGGAGGUGGGUGACAAGUCCCGCCACGCGCUGGUUCGCAACUGUGUGGAUGUGGCCGCCUCGCACAGCCUGCCCGACUUCCUCAAUGAAAUGGGCUUCCGCAUGGACCACGAGUUCGUAGCCAAGGGCCACAUUUUCCGCAAAGGCGUGCUCAAAGUGGUGGUGAGUAAACUGUCUCGCAUCCUGGUCCCCGAGAAUACAGAGAACACUGAGCCGCUGUCACUCUCCUACCUGGUGGAGCUCAGUGUAUUGGUCCCCGCGGGCCAGGAUACCAUGUCAGAGGACAUGCGCAGCUUCGCUGAGCAGCUCAAGCCCCUGGUUCAUCUGGAGAAGAUUGACCCCAAGAGACACAUGUAAGAAGGAGUGUUUUAUGAUGAGCCUCUGUUGGCUGUCAUGGACAAAGUGUAGUUUUUAUUAAAACAUAUAUUUUUUUUUUUCAUGGGACUUAUUUUUGUAUGAUUCCUAUGAGAAAGCGCUUUCCCAUAGUCCUUUGUCUCUGUGAAUGAACUCUAGAUCUCACAAUCUUGAUGCGUGUCUCGUACAUUUGGAGAAGGACCAUCUGUCAUUUGGAUGUUAGUGGUGUUUGACAAGGACUUCACAGGAGGUUUAUGACAUAGCUAACAUGGACGAUGUGACAAAUGAGGCUUUGAAUGAGUCAAUAAAUAACAAUGUUUCUAUUCACAG